ACAUAACCAUUCCCGGCCAGAGUUUCACCGUCUGACAAUUUAUAACCUUGUUCAAAUUCCCCAUUCAACUUCUUCGCCAAGAAGUAUUACAACAAUGGGCUUUCUAAAAACGGCAUUGCUCCUAACUGGGGCUUCACUUUGCGCUUUUGCCUCGCAGAUACCACUCAAGGACACAGACUCACCGCAAGCCUCCACGUUCCAAGUUCACCAAAGCUCGCUGUUUCCGGAGCAUACGAUCCGUAUCAGAGAGCAGGUUGACGACUCCAUAUGCGACGCCCGCGUGAAGCAGUACACCGGCUGGCUCGAUGUCGGCAACCAGCAUCUUUUCUUCUGGUACUUUGAGAGCAAGAAUGCACCAAAAACAGACCCUCUUGUGCUUUGGUUAACUGGAGGCCCUGGCGGCUCAUCAAUGCUGGGAUUGCUUCAAGAGCUUGGACCGUGUCUGAUCAACGAGCAUGGUAAUGGAACGGUUCACAACCCUUAUGGAUGGAAUGAGAAUGCGAACUAUAUCUUUGUCGACCAGCCUGCCAGCGUUGGCUUUUCGUACUUGGAUGACGGAGAGCCGAUUCCGUCAAACUCUUUCGUCGCUGCUGAGAGUAUGCAUAAGUUCUUGCAGCUCUUUGUGAGCCAAGUAUUCCCGGAUCUCGCCGACAGGCCAUUUCAUAUCUCGGGAGAGAGUUAUGGAGGCCACUAUAUCCCUGUCCUGGGAGCUACUAUUGUUGCACAAAACAGUCUCUAUCCUAAGCGGCCCCAAGUCAACCUGGAGUCAGUUCUCAUCGGCAACGGCUACGUCUCCCCUAUGGACACCCACUUCGGAUACUGGGAGACACUCUGCACCACGAACCCGGGUGUUGACAAGCCUGUUUUCAACAGCACACGUUGUGACAUUAUGGCUGCGAACCUUCCGCGAUGCCUUGACCUCGCACGGGUAUGUUAUGAGCAUCCCGACCAUGCUAUCUGUGGCGCGGCUGGUAAAGUUUGCUGGGAUGGAGUCAUCCGCUGGUACGAUGGAGAAUCCGGUGCAGGUGGCAAAAGGAACAGAUUCGACAUCACCAGGCCCUGCGAAUCUGGAGAUGAUCUGUGCUAUAAGGAAGCAGGGCUAAUUGAGAAGUACCUCAACACCCCCAAGGUUUUCGAUGCCUUAGGCGUACCUAGUGCAGUGACGAACUACUCCAUUUAUGCGAUGGAUGUAGAAGUGGCAUUUAGUCUAGGAUAUGACCAAGAAAUCAGCACUCAGUCACAGAUUCUAUACUUGCUCGAUCACGAUAUCGACGUGCUAAUGUACCAAGGAAACCUCGACCUCGCAUGCAACACCGCUGGUAACUUGAGAUGGAGCAACAGUAUGCCUUGGAAAGGACAACCGGAAUAUGUUGCGCAACGACAAAGGUCCUGGGGGGCUGGAGGUGAUGAGUUUGGAUGGUAUAAGGAGGUCAAAAUCAAGAUGGGCGACACCGAUAAGAAAACCACAUUCGCUUUUGUCACAGUUGAUGGAGCUGGCCAUAUGGUUCCUCAGGACAAGCCGAAAGAGGGUCUGGAAUUGGUGAACAGGUGGUUGAAGAAGCGAACUUUCAACAAGUGAACAAACCUUGACUUGAGAUGGGGAACUUCCCAAGAAUGGAAGAUCUGACGUUGAGUGACGAUCCUAGUCGGGUACUUGGGUCAGCAAGAUCUUUGUGCGGUGUAGGGUGAAGGACACUUACGUUUGAGUGAGCUUCUGGCCGAUAGAUUAUCUAUGGGUGCCAAGUUUGCCCCAAGAACAUUUGUGUCAAGCUUCCAAGAACCCGCCCAGUUACUUUACAGCGUUUCCAGCGAUUAUUAUAGAGACAUGCGGGUUGAAAGGAAUCCUUCCCGUCAUUUGUCACUGAAUGCUCAAAUGGAACCAAACGAAGUACUCGUGCAGCAUGAGCACAUCCAUACUCAUGUGCCAAAUCUUGUUGUACUGUGUUCAGUUUUAAUCUAUGACCGGCCUGGAGUUUAUCUCGUGGCUUAC
Fusarium odoratissimum NRRL 54006 is the source of this 1990-nucleotide messenger RNA. RefSeq lists its product as uncharacterized. The record is from RefSeq and is a predicted model, not a curated record. Gene Ontology annotation, cellular component: fungal-type vacuole. NCBI's taxonomy places the organism in Eukaryota, Fungi, Ascomycota, Sordariomycetes, Hypocreales, Nectriaceae. Gene Ontology annotation, molecular function: serine-type carboxypeptidase activity. The transcript is spliced from 3 exons. Bases 95 to 1579 code for a protein of 494 amino acids. Gene Ontology annotation, biological process: proteolysis.